AUGCCACAUAGUACUAAUCAUAAUCCCAGUUACAAUUGGCUGAAGUUGUCUAAUGUCUAUUAUACAAUACAAACAUGUUAUGAUUCAAUCAAUUGGUCAUUAGAAAGUUUAUAUUAUAAUUAUAAUCUUAAGUUAUCUCCCAAUUCAACCUUAGUGGCAAUAUCAGGUAAACAUUCACAAUAUCCAAACUUAAUUGAUGUAUAUUCCAUUGGUGGUAAUAAGCUAUAUUCAAUUGUAUAUAAUAAUACUAUAGUGGAACAUAUUCAUUCAUAUUUAUUUAGAAAUGAAUGUUUAAUCCUUGUUUUCAAUAAUGGUAAAUUUAGAUAUUAUUAUGAUUUACUGGGAUGUUUAUUUAAUCAAUAUGAUAUGUUACAAGAUAUAACACAUAUGGAUAAUGUUGGUAGCAUAUCACAACAACCACAAGAUCAUCAUCAUCAUCAGCAAACAAUUAUAACUAAUCUUGAGAAUAAUGAAAUUGAAAUACCAAUAAACAUAAUUGAAUGUAAAAUUAUUAAUCAUCGAUAUUUAGUCACAAGAAUGAUUGGUAAAUUUAUAAUAACUGAUUUGGAUACAUUUAUUAAUUAUGAAAUCCCAUUGACUUCAUUAAAUCUGAGCAAUAUUCAUACAUUCACAUCCCAACCAACUACCAAACAAGACUCGAUAAUCCUUCAUAUACUCUAUCAAAAUACAAUAAUAACAAUUAACAUUGACAUAGGUUUAGCCAGCUAUGAAUUCAUAAAUCAGCAACUCACAGAUGGUCCAUUCAAUUCAAUAUCAUCUUCUCCCAAUGGACAACUCAUAACCUUAUUCAAUGCCCAAAUGAAGAAAAUCUUUGUCGUUAACAAUACAUUUGAUCAAGUAUUGUUGGAUUAUGAUACAAUCAAUGAGUCAGGACCUCCUUAUCAAAUAGAAUGGUGUGGAAAUGAUGCAAUUAUCUUGUCAUUUAAAGAUGAAAUAAAAUUGAUUGGUCCACCUGGACAACAAUCAAUUUCAUUCUUUUAUGAUCUUAUUGAUGAUGAUGACGAGAAUGAGCCUCAACUGGAUUUCGAUCUUGAGAAUUUAUUAACCAAGCAAGACGAAGAUUUAUCAUUUACAAUUCCGAUAUUACAAACUUCUAUAGAUGGAGUGAGGAUACUUACUGAUCAUAAAUUGCAAUUCUUAAGUCGAGUUCCCCAGACUACGAUUGAUUUAUAUCAGAUCGGCUCAGAUCAUCCCAGUAGUAUUUUAAUUGAUUGUGUUGAUAAAUUUGCUGAAUAUGCAUCAAAGGCAGAUACCAAUGUUUCCUUACUCAAACAUGAUGGAACGUUAUUAAAAGCAAUGGAGGGAUGUUUGGAAGUUGCAUUAGAUGAAUUCAAUCCCAUAUGGCAAAAGAAACUCUUGUCAGCGGUCUCAUUUGGUAAGAUAUACUAUGAUGGCGAUGACGAUGAAGAUGGACAAUACUUUGAUUCAGAAAAGUAUUUAUCAAUUCUAAAUAAUAUCAAAGUCUUGAAUCAACUUCGUUCAAUUGAAAUCGGAUUAUUCUUAACUCAUAAAGAAAUUGAAAAUGUUGGUUGGGAAUCAAUAAUCAGAAUGUUAAUAUCCCGGAAUCAUCACUUUUUGGGUCUAAAAAUCAUUGAUCUAUUAAACCUCCCUAACUUAAAACCAAUUAUAUAUAUACAUUGGUGUUGUGCUAAAAUUAAACGAGAGUUAACCAUGUCCGAUAUCGAAUUAUUCAAAAUUAUAAGCAAGAAAUUGAUUUCAUUGAAUGGCGAUCAAUAUAAUUAUAUUUCUGUGGGAGAGAUUUCUGACGUCGCACAUGAAGAAGGUAGGAAUAUGUUAUGUAAACUUCUAAUCAACCUUGAACCGAGUAUGAUUAAGAAAGUAAUGGAAUUGUUAAAAUUCGAAGAACCUGAAUUAGCCCUUUUGAAAUGUUUCCAAUCGGGUGAUUAUGACUUGUGUAAGAUUUUAUUAUUAUAUUUACAAGAUAAUUUAUCCAUGUCACAAUUUUUCAGAGUGUUGAAUCAGAAUGAACAGACAGGACAUGAUGCGUCUGUGGAUGAAUUACGGGAGUUGGGAAUUAAGAUUAGGUCAGAGAGUAUGGUGAUUACUGGAGAUGUCAUUGGUAAUAUGUGGGUGAAAUCAAUUGGGAAGUAUGAUAAGUCUUCUGGUCUAUUAGAAUCGUACUUACAUCAAGAAAAUAAAACUCAUGAACUCGUCGUCACAAAAUUAAAAUCAAUCUCCCCACCACAGUCCCUGUCUCCAGACCAUGAACCACAACCACAUGAAUUAGAAGAAUAUUAUUCAACAUAUAAACAAACCCUAACGAAAGCACUUUCCAAACGAUCCCAACACCGCCAAUCCAAAUCAAUCCAUCGACAACUCGCAAUCCUCGACCUUCAAAAACGUCUAACCGAGACAUAUCUAACAAAUUUCUACAUCCACAAAUCUCUCACGGCAAUCUUAUCCCAUCUUAUCGGGAAACUCAACCAACUAAAACCGGCCCAAAAAAUUGCCAAAGAAUUUCAAAUCUCGCAAGAGAAAUUCCAUCAAAUUGUCAUUGGAGCAUAUGCCCCCACCAAACAAUUUGAUCACUUAUACGAAUUCGCCAUGGCUGGUCCUCCGCCAGUGGGAUAUGAACCAUAUGUCGAUGCUGGGUUUAGGUAUGGUGCCCCGGCGGUUCAUUUAUCGAACUAUAUUAAGAAAUGUACCAAAUAUGACCCAGGACAGAAGAUGAGGUUGUUUGCUAAGAAUCGUGAUUGGGAAAUGGCGGGGUUGGAGGGGUUUAGGAUUAAGGAUAUUGGAAUGUUACGGGAUUUGUUGGAGUUGGUUGGGGAUGAUGAUGGGGAUGGGAGGGAGAUUGUGAGGGGAUAUAUUGAAAAAUUGGGAUAUUCUUUGUAA
Messenger RNA from Hemisphaericaspora subhashii, 2877 nucleotides. It is a transcript of the gene VPS16, whose product is annotated as tethering complex subunit. The transcript has a single exon. Gene Ontology annotation, cellular component: cytoplasm; lysosomal membrane; HOPS complex. Lineage: Eukaryota; Fungi; Ascomycota; Pichiomycetes; Serinales; Debaryomycetaceae. The coding region runs from base 1 to 2877 and encodes 958 amino acids. The record is from RefSeq and is a predicted model, not a curated record. Gene Ontology annotation, molecular function: actin binding. Gene Ontology annotation, biological process: endosomal transport; vacuole fusion, non-autophagic; intracellular protein transport.